GCCAGAUGAUGUAACAACAGAUGAUGCGAUAGAUGAUGAGCCACGCCACAUCUACUUUUCACGUCAUGAACAAGGUCCAGAAGCUUACCUACAGUGGGAGAGCGGAGUACAGGAUGAGGUCACAAAACAUUCCUAAGAAUCAGAGACUUUCAUAUGCACUUGACUCACUUGUUGGAGAAGCUACUACAUGGUGGGAACAAGAAGAAGUUGUUGCCAAUUAUAAUAAUUCUACCAUCACUUGGGAUAAUCUCAAGCAGCGUAAGUACAGAGAGUUUGCACAGAAGUCCCACAACCGCAGCUACAUUCCCAAGAGGCUAAUGUUCCAGACAGCUACAAAGAGGUGCAUGUCUACACCAAAACCGCAGCCUGUUCCUAAGUCAAAGAAAUCCUGCUUUUCUGAGCCAAAGAAAGUGUCUCAAGGAACUUUAGAAAAGAAGACAGAGGUUAAGAUUCCAGUGGGGGAAACAGAAAUUAAACCAGACACCAAAAAACCUGAUGCAGCUCAAACGCAGGGCACAAAACCAAAGUGUCAGCCACAAGUCAACACAGAACAAUGUCUAGAACAUGAAUUGGAGCUCACUGUGAAGGCAGUAGACCACAAGGCAUUGAAUAAGAAAGAUGAAGUUGCCACCAGCUUCAUUACUAUCCAAGAAGAGCCACCAGAUUACAAGCUGAACUCAAAAUCCAUGGCAACGAAGGAAACAGAACUUAACGACAGUUCUGAUCAGGUAAGUAGUUCCUUAGCACCAUUUAAUUCCAACACUUUGAGUUCUGUGCUACUACACUCAUUAAAUCCAGAAGAAAUUGAAUUAAAAGAAGUCUUGGUAGAAUGCAUUUCAUAUAUGGAACCAGACAUGAAAAAGAGAUUAGAACAAGUGUUCCAAAAACAAACAUGUUCCAUUGCUCGUAAAAAUCUUUUGAUCGCUAUAACACACUUAUUUUGCCCAAAAAGAAAUGGUACUUGCAGGAAUUGACGAGGAGCCACAAGAAAUCCUACAGCAAGAAAUCCGUAUAAAUGCCAUUUGUGAAAAUGAGUAUUUUACAAAGACAAACAACUUGCUGCCCAAAGAAGUCAGCAACAGACAUAAGAGAGUCGUCAUUGCUUCUUUACUGAUCAAAGAAGAACCACCAGAAACCCAACAUAAACCAAACCCAAGCCACAAGAAAACCAUGACCCAAGGUAACUCUCUAAACCCUCAGGAAAAGCAUGAUACUAACUUGCUCUCUCUUGGUGCAGGUCAAGGAGUUUAAAGGACGAAAAUUUUCCAAGGGGAUGGUAUGAUGUGGUCAUCGACCCAGCAAACCAUCACAAAGAGACCCCAGUGACCUUAGACGAACCAGACGGCCCAUCCGAAGCAGAGAAAUGCCUUAUAGAAGUUGAACCAAGAAAACAAUGGAGCAUAAAGGCGAGCCCAACAGAAGCAGAGGUGAAAACUUGGAGUUUCACCAACCAAAUGUCAUCAGGAUAUGAUCUAGCCAAAACACUUUUGGGUCGAUCCAGAAGUGAAGUUACCCAAGAAUCAACUCAAACUCUUGGCCAAAGCAUGUUCAAGCCACCCAAGAAUACCCAUACACCUUAUUCAGCACUGAGGAAGUCCGAGAUAAACUGGUAUAGCUCGGCUAACACUUGUAUUACAUUUCUAUCUCACCCAGUGAACUCCUCAAAGUGAAAUCAGUCCAAUUGGAGCUAUUGGAAAGGAGUUAUUCAGUUUACAAAUCAGGUAAUGCACAACUUCUAUGAUUUGGACAUACGUGCCUUAUUUGGAGGUUUCCGACUGAACCAAGAGGAUUUAAGCUGUGAACCGACUUGUUCCCGAUUUUGAUUCAUCAUAGAUUCAGAGACAAUUAGAAUCAAACCAAUACCGGUUAUGGUUGGGAAGUUAUUCACUUUACAAGUUGGAAGAUUUGUUUCAGACCCAAUUGCACACCUAGGCUGAAGAUCGUACUCUACAGCCCAACUCAUCCAUGUUCUCAGCCCAAAAGUACUUGGAUAAUAUUGUUAGCUCUUUCCUGGAUCCAACAAGCUCAAGAUCCGAAGAAUUGCCCAUUAGAUCCUCAAGUUACACCCAAUUUCCCAAAACGGGUUGACUUGGUUCCAUUUAUGGCAGGUCCGAGCUCUGAUUGGUUUAAUUUGCUAUCUACAAGAGUUUGGCGCCCAGGAGAGACUCUAAGAAAACUAAAGAAGCUUAGAAACACCUUCCCAUGCACCAGCACCCACAGGAUCAAGCGGAUCCUCUUGCAAGCUUACUUUCCUUAUGUGGUCGCAUUCACACUUGGUGCCAUUAAUCACCAACGGUUCUUUUCCUUUGUAUGCUACGACUUGGACGUGUUGUAUGAAGAUCAGAAUGUUCCAGAGAAGCUCACUUAUCCCC
Messenger RNA from Eutrema salsugineum, 2372 nucleotides. RefSeq lists its product as uncharacterized. The transcript is spliced from 2 exons. The record is from RefSeq and is a predicted model, not a curated record. The coding region runs from base 33 to 974 and encodes 313 amino acids. Lineage: Eukaryota; Viridiplantae; Streptophyta; Magnoliopsida; Brassicales; Brassicaceae.